Messenger RNA from Papaver somniferum (opium poppy), 1715 nucleotides. Its product is annotated as septum-promoting GTP-binding protein 1-like. Bases 224 to 1123 code for a protein of 299 amino acids. NCBI's taxonomy places the organism in Eukaryota, Viridiplantae, Streptophyta, Magnoliopsida, Ranunculales, Papaveraceae. Gene Ontology annotation, molecular function: GTP binding; GTPase activity. The transcript is spliced from 6 exons. The record is from RefSeq and is a predicted model, not a curated record.
AGCUUCUCCCCUUGAGCAGCUCAGAAGUCGGAGUUUCUAAAUAAAGAAAACAAAUCGAAAAUAUGUUUAGAGAAACAAACACUGUCUAGUUUUCAUGGCUAUCAGAAACCAGAUAAUUCUGCUGGCCAUCACUUUAAAAUUAUACUAAUUUUUCUAUUCAUCAUCAACGUCAUCUUCAACAAACCCAUUCUGAGAAAACCCAGAAAAAAAAAUAAAGGAGAGAAUGAGUAAAAUCAGCAGGAAAUUUGUUAGAAUAGAAAUGAAAUGGAGAUUAGUAUUGAAAAGGGUAUCAAUAUUUCGGCAAUUCUUUAGAUUUCUAUGUGAUAGAGUUUUGAUUUGUUCAUCAUCUUUAAGUGGUGGUGGUUGUGGUAGUAGUAGCAGUAAAUCACAUAGAUUCCGAAGAUUAAAUCGUUCUGUUUCUUCUCCUUUCCCUGUUCCUUCUUCUGUAGCAGUCUCUGAAAAUGGCUCAUCAUCUGUACCUACUCAUCUUCAUCAUCAUGACCCUCUUACACCAACAGCUACAUGUAUGACUCACGAUUACGAGAUUGAUUCUGACUUGGUUGCUUUGAAAAUUAGUCUUCUUGGUGAUUGUCAAAUUGGUAAAACCAGUUUUGUGAUUAAAAGUGUAGGGAGUGAUGAAGAGAAAAGAUGCUUAAAUAUGUCAGGACUAAAUUUAGUUGAUAAAAUUUUCUCUGUCAAAGGUGCCCGGAUUGCUUUCAGUAUUUGGGAUGUAGGAGGUGAUUAUGAAUCCAAAAGUCAUGUCCCAAUAGCUUGUAAAGAUGCAGUGGCGAUAUUAAUUAUGUUUGAUCUUACUAGUCGUUCUACUUUAAACAGUGUUAUUGGAUGGUACCAACAAGCAAGAAAAUAUAACCAGAGUGCUAUUCCUGUACUGAUUGGAACCAAGUUUGACGAUUUUGUUCAACUUCCGCUAGCAAUGCAAUGGACAAUUGUUAGCCAGGCGAGAACAUAUGCACAAGUUAUGCAGGCGACAUUAUUCUUUUCGAGUUCGACACACAACAUAAACAUAAACAAGGUCUUCAAAUUCAUAACAGCCAAACUCUUUAACUUGCCAUGGACAGUAGAGCGGAAUUUAAACGUUGGAGAACCCAUCAUCGACUUUUAAAUCACGUCCAAGGUUCCACGGUACAAAAUGCGGUGGCCGGUUCAGUUUUGUAAAUAACACGGCCACACUACCUUAACAGGACAGGACUGAUUGUUCGGUUGUUCAGUUUUUCUUGCUAGUUUAUUUUGCCUCUUUUUUCCCUUCUUCUAAUUUGGAUGGAAGAGACAGAGAGAGACGGUAGUAGAACUCGAAAGUCUCCAUGUCUUAGAAAUUCAAAUACUGUGAAAUUCUUUAACAAAAACGAAAAGAAAAAACAGAACAACAGAAAAAAAGAAAAGAGAGAAAAAAGAAAGAAGAAAAUGUAGCAUACAUACAUUUUCAACCGAAGGAAAAGUGAGCAUUUCUGUUUUAUUAUGCUCUUUGGUCUUUGCUUUCUUUGUCGAAUAUUCAAUGAAUUUCAGUCUUCAAUUAUUGAGUGGACGCCGCUUUUGACGUUUCUUGUUUGGCUUGUUGGUUUGGGUGCUCAAAUAGGAGUUUUAUUGUAGUUUGUACUCCUAGCACUCACUCGUGCACACUGACUUUAUUUCACGAUUUGUACGUACAUCCAGUAAUGUUUACAUAAAGAUAUAAUCACUAAUCAGGGUUUAAAUUC